CCCCCAAUGAUCCAUGGAUCGACUCUGAUCUCAGGAGAUCACUCCUGCAACUGAGGUUCAUCCACAAAUUUUGUACGCCAGGUUGAAAAAACAAUUGAUCAAGUGAAAAAGACAUUGAAAACUCAAGUCCUUUUGAAUCUCAUCACGUGACUGUGUCGCUCUUGCUGGCACGCAAGUGUGUUUUCUGGUGUUGUGCCUCGGAGGGGAUCCAAAGUAUCGCGACGUGCACCAGCAGCAGCCUGUGUCCCACUGAGUGCAUCACAAACGUUUUACAAUCGUCAAAUAAACCAUCAGAAUCCCAUCAACAAUUCGAGGGUAAAAAUUACCCCCGAUAUAGUGAGAGUGAAUUAGUGACAAUGGAUCAGGGCUAACGAGCUCGUGAUAUCAAGGAUUUUAACGUGCACCCGAUUUUCGGUUGUCUUCCAUAUUUUUGGAGACACCUGGACUACUGUGGGCAGUUAUCAAGUGACGUGACACUCUGGCGUUGUCAAUUUGAUCAUCUGGUUAUUGUUGAUACUUCGUUUGUUAUGGCGAUGUGGUGUGAUAGAAGUGGAAGUACACGAAAUGGGGCACGCUGAGGCCCGGAAGGAAUACCGGGUGUCAUCGACGGAGGUAUGGAUGUCAUCGGGGAUGGUGAUGAGCAGACCCUUCAGGCUAUUCUUGGAAGGGGCGAUUUCGUAGGUGGAAUCGACAAUGAAGCUCUGGAUUUUUCUCAGCUCGAGGAUUUCAUUAACAGUGACAGUCCACAUCCAGCCACUUACUUCGCGGACACCUUAGCCCACAACGAGACAACAGCCCCGCCAUCGCAUAAUGGCCGAGUGGAUGUGCAACCCCCUCGGCUGCCAUCGCCCAUCACCCACCAGGUCCAGGGUUGUCCCUCAGGACAAACCCCAGUUCCCACCUCCACCCCUUACAAAGACCAGUCGUACGUCCACCCCCAUGCCCUCCCCGAGAGUCCCCCGGACAGUGGUUCAGAGCCUCCGUACUCCCCUCCUGGACACCACGAGCAACACGUCCACUCGCCCCACCAAAAAUCCACAGUCCAGGACAUUCUGCUUCAUCACCAGAGUAAUGGCUUGAAUUAUCCAUCCUCGAGUCUUCUUCCCCCUUCCCCAAGGACUCUGGCCUCCUCUGGAGAUCCCCUCCUCCUGAGUCAUCCUGUUCUGACUCCCCUUCUGGCACCGGUGACGACUGCCUUAUCCUCCUCAUCAUCAUCCUCGUCGUCCUCCUCCUCAUCGUCAUCAUCCCAAUUGAAUCCUUCGUUACCACUUCCUCAUGAACGCAGUCCCAGUGGCAUCACGACUCUUUAUUCAUCUCUGCAAUCAGCUCCUAAAAAACGAAAACUCAGUCAGGAUAGUUUGAUCCAUGUGAAACAGGAGCCAGAGCUCGGGACAAUCGAGCACAGCUGCUCCAGCAGUGGUGCUGUCCUCGAGAGUGACGAUGUGAACGGUGAUAAUUCGUAUAUCGACUCGAGUUAUCAGUGCAUCAGGUUUCAUCCCUUUCAGCAGACCACCUGGCAUGCACUGUGCGAUCACAAUCUCAAGGAAUUGCCAACACCUCAUUACAGGGUUGAUGCUGACAAGGGAUUCAAUUUUAGUAACUCUGAUGAUGCAUUUGUCUGUCAGAAGAAGAAUCAUUUUCAGAUCACCUGUCAUGCACAGCUACAGGGUGAUGCUGUUUUUGUUAGGACUGGGGAGGGCCUUAAGAAGAUCAGCAGCUUUCAGCUUCAUUUUUAUGGGGUCAAAGUAGAGUCACCCACGCAGACCAUCAGGGUCGAGCAGAGCCAGAGUGACAGGAGCAAGAAACCUUUUCAUCCGGUGGUCACCCCUUUCAGGGUGGAACUGGGUGGCGAGCGUGUCACGAAGGUGACAGUAGGUCGUCUCCAUUUCUCCGAAACGACGAGCAACAACAUGAGGAAGAAGGGCAAGCCAAAUCCAGACCAAAGGUAUUUCCACCUGGUGGUUGGUCUCCACGCUCACACGUCUGAUCAAUCGAGCUAUCAAGUGGUGGCCCAUGCAUCAGAGAGGAUAAUCGUCCGAGCGAGUAAUCCAGGGCAAUUUGAAUCAGAGGGUACAGGGGUGGGAACCGAGGGUGGAUGGCAGCGAGGAGGUGCUCCUGACAGUGUCUACCACGCAGGCCGAGUUGGAAUAAACACAGACAGACCUGACGAGGCACUCGUCGUCCAUGGGAACAUGAAGGUGACAGGUCACAUAGUGCAGCCCAGUGACGCCAGAGCCAAGCAGAAUGUCCAGGAAGUAGACACGAAAGAGCAGCUGCGAAAUGUCCAGCAGUUGAGGGUUGUCAAGUACAGAUAUGUUCCAGAAUUCGCUCUCCACUCUGGCCUGGGGAUCAAAACCUCGGAGGACACUGGUGUCAUCGCCCAGGAGGUCCAGCAGAUUAUACCAGAGGCGGUUCUGCCUGCUGGAGAUAUCGUCCUGCCAAAUGGGCAGAGAAUUGAGAAUUUUCUUGUCGUCAAUAAGGAGAGAAUCUUCAUGGAGAACGUGGGAGCUGUCAAGGAGCUCUGCAAAGUCACUGACAGCCUGGAGACGAGGAUUGAUCAGCUGGAAAGGAUAAACAAACGUCUGGCCAAGCUCAAGAGGGGCGACAGCCUCAAGAGCUCCGUCAGCACAGUCUCCAGUAUAGCAUCUGGCAAGUACUCAUCCAGUGGCAAAAAGAAUUCUGUGUCGAGGAGGAGUGAAAGGGAGGAGGACCUUCUCUGCAGCAACAAGUUCAUCCAGAUUAUCAUUGUUAUUCUGAUUUUAAUUAUGGCGUUUUGUCUCGUGGCCAUGGCGACACUCUACUUCAUGGAGUACCAGAAGAGGAGCUCACUGGAGUGGACUGCAGUUGCUGGUAGUGGAAUUAUGGGAAUUGGUCCAGCUCCAACGCCACCGACAACACCAAAUUACAAUUCCAAAUUUAAUCCUCUGAUUCACAGCACGCCAUCGAGUUAUCUCGGUAAACAGAGUGGUUUCACCAGGAGUGACAAUCAGGCGACAGUCAAGGAUGUGGGUCUGUCGACUCUGCCACCUGAUACCAAAAAGCAAAUUUAUUCGCAGGAGAUAACCUCGUGGUAUCCAUUUGGACACUCUGGAGGACAGGGGAAGCACGAGAAGAGUAACGAGUUUCCCAGCAAUUGGUUAAGCAGGAAUGGCGGUGGAGUUGUUCCCAGUAAUGUCGAUGAGAAUGAUCCUGGUGAGGUGGACAGUGCUGGGAGAAAUCCUGUGCCCCUGGGGAGACCCCCCAGGUGUCCAAUGCAUUACACUACGUUGGGAAAUUCGUGCCAGGUCUACUGCUGCACAGACAUUCAUCCCCUGGAGGAUCCACACCCUGAGCAUCCCCCAGAGAAAAAGCCCUUGGCAGAUCACCUGGAACAUUCAAUCAGUUUAGAGGAGAAGAAGAAGGUGAAUAAGGGGCUGCAGAAUGGCAUCAGUCCAGCUGACUCCAACACCCAGACUCUCGUCAAGGAGACAAACUUCAAAUAUCUUCAUAAGAGGAGUCGGAGGGAGGCUGGAGGUGGCGAAUGGGGAGAAGUGGCGAGUAAUGCAGCGGGUUCUCUCCCCCCAGAGCCAAAACCACAGCUUCAAAUCGUCGCCAAGACAUUCAAUGCAACUCUAGAUCAGAGAUAUUGCUCAGUGGCAUCACCAGGAACUCCAAAUAACAUCAGUUGUGAUGUUCCACUCUCCAAGCACAUGCCUGACACACAUUUGACGCUUCAUUUUCUGGGUAUGCCUUGGUACUGGCAAAUUGUCCAGCUCUGUCCUGUACAGUUGAAUCCUGGAGAGUCCAUGGUCUGCGGCUGGGGCUACACUAAUCAGCAGCACCAGCAAAUCAAGUACACUGAGAAUGCCAAUCAACAUGGAGACCAGUCAUUUCCCCUGGACGUCGCGUUCUACCUGAGGAAAACCCUCAGGUUCCGGGUUCCCACUGUUCAGCCGCAGGAAGACGUCUGCAAAAAUGCACACUCCAGUGAUUACAUCGAAUUCGCUCUCCACUUUCAUCGGGACUGCGAUGGUUGAACUCCGUACUCGGGACUUUCUAUGAUAUUUCCAGAAUGCAGGAUUUCGUUGGAGCCACCACGUGUGAAAAAAAAAUCAGCGAAUAAUUACUACUAUUGAUUUUUUGUCACGUAAUUCCAAGCUCUGAGUAAUUUUUAAAAAAAGGCAACUCUCGAUAUUCGUCAGGAAUCGGAUGUUCCUGAUUCAGUGAUAAAUACAUAAAUGAACAAUUGAGGGGAAUUAUGAGGGGGAAAAUACGUAGAAUACUUUUUUUUUCAUUUUAGCGACUGAGAAUUUUUUUCUCAUGAGAUUUAUCGGAAAAUUGUGAGACAAUUUCAAUCGAUUGAUGAAUGGGGGAUGGGGGGGAUUCAUUACUGAUCUUUUUUUCAAGUGCACAAGACUAUUGUAAUCAUGAUAAUAAUCUACUUAUUCUGAGGUACAUUUGUAUAUUUUUCAUGAAUCGUAUCAUUACUGCAAUUGCUCGGAGAAUUUCAAUUCAUCACAGCUACUCAAAAUUCCUUGUUAGAUAUUUUUUGAUAACUUCCAGUACCUACUCUAGUUAUAUUACAAUUAAGUUUCACUGUUGAAAAUUUUUUUUCUUUUCUACAAUUGGAGAAUCUCUUAUAACGAAAUAGUAUUAAUUUCGGGGUUUGAGUGAUGGAAGAGGGAGUAGUUUUGGCUUUGAUGGAGCAGUUUUUACGAUGGAAUUACCCUAAAUUGAUCAAAUUAAUUAUUAAGUGACUAGAUACACGUGUAAAUACAGCCCAAUGAUAUUCCACUGAGAAAGUAUUGAUUAGUGAUUAAUUAAUGUGAAGGAUAAAUGAUGAAUCGUAGUUUUAUGGAUGAAGAUAAGGGAAAUCAUGAUCACUCUUACGAGAUAUUCAAGAUCUUCGGCUUUGAGCUUUUUUAUUUAUAGUCCCCGAUUAUUCGUACGUCAUUAGUAAGUAAUUAUAACAUUGGAAGGUGCAAUAAUAAUGAAAGAAUCUCGCAACUCGAAUUUUAAUGAUAUCAAUGACAUUGAAUUGAUCAACGAGAAGAUAAAUUUUGUAACGUAAUUUGAGUGUGAUACACUCAUUUCGUCUGGAGAAAGGAAAUUACACUUUAAUGACAAUUGGAAAAAUUCUAGUUAUUCCUAUCGACAGAGAGAAUUGAGAUUUUUUGUUUUUAGAUUUGUUAGUUUAUUUUUCAAAGCAUGACAUGAUGUAUAGAUUUUUUAGAUUACUAGUCCCCUGAAAUGACUCUGGCAGACGUUAAAGCGAUAAUUUCUGUUAUUUUUCUCUUCUCUGGCGCUAAAUGUCUAUUGUUUAAGAUAGAGUGUCAGUGCCUUUGUGGAUUCAAUUGUACAUUUGAGAAUGAAAUUUUAUGUAAAAUGUAUUAUUGUACUGCAUAUUUAUUAAUAUAUCAUUGAAAUUAUAACAUUAUGAUGGUAGAAUAAAGAAUAUUGCUCUGUGAAUGACUUUCUGCUGGGUCUUGAUUAUUUCUUCAAUGAAAAGAAAUUACUCUCAUCUUUUCAGAAAUCUUGGUCUUUUGGAUUAUAAAUUUUUGGGACCAAAGGACCAAUUUGUCAAUUUGUAAAUGUUGUAAUUCACUCUGUGCUGGAUUUUGCUGGGAAGUAACUGAAAAAAUUAUUCAAAAAGAAAAUAAAAAAAUGAAAAGAAGA
Molecule: messenger RNA, 5655 nt
Organism: Fopius arisanus
Lineage: Eukaryota; Metazoa; Arthropoda; Insecta; Hymenoptera; Braconidae
Product: myelin regulatory factor-like protein
Exons: 4
Coding region: 615-4016 (1133 amino acids)
Biological process (GO): protein autoprocessing; positive regulation of DNA-templated transcription
Cellular component (GO): endoplasmic reticulum membrane; nucleus
Molecular function (GO): sequence-specific DNA binding; DNA-binding transcription factor activity
Source: RefSeq, a predicted model, not a curated record